Molecule: messenger RNA, 766 nt
Organism: Electrophorus electricus (electric eel)
Lineage: Eukaryota; Metazoa; Chordata; Actinopteri; Gymnotiformes; Gymnotidae
Gene: rpl10a
Product: ribosomal protein L10a
Biological process (GO): translation
Cellular component (GO): large ribosomal subunit
Molecular function (GO): structural constituent of ribosome; RNA binding
Source: RefSeq, a predicted model, not a curated record
CGCGUAUAUUUGGCGUAACUUCCCUUACUCCUUCCUUUUUGAGCUCCGUGUGGCAGGGACGACAAGCCGAAAUGAGCAAGGUUUCGAGAGACACGUUGUACGAGGCUGUUCGGGAAGUCCAGGCUGGCUCCAUUGCUAAGAGGAGAAAGUUUCUGGAGACGGUGGAGCUUCAGAUCAGCUUGAAGAACUAUGAUCCUCAGAAGGACAAGCGUUUCUCAGGCACUGUCAGACUGAAGACCACCCCGCGUCCCAAGUUCUCUGUUUGUGUGCUUGGUGACCAGCAGCACUGUGAUGAAGCCAAGGCUGCAGAUAUCCCACACAUGGACAUUGAAGCCCUCAAAAAGCUCAACAAGAACAAGAAGCUGGUCAAGAAGCUCGCAAAGAAGUAUGAUGCCUUCCUAGCUUCUGAGUCCCUGAUUAAGCAGAUCCCUCGUAUUCUUGGUCCUGGUCUGAACAAGGCUGGCAAGUUCCCAUCACUGCUCACCCACAAUGAAAACCUGACUACGAAGGUGGAUGAAGUCAAAUCUACCAUCAAGUUCCAAAUGAAGAAGGUGCUUUGUCUGGCUGUGGCAGUGGGCCAUGUGAGGAUGUCUGAGGAUGAGCUGGUGUACAACAUCCAUCUUGCUGUUAACUUCCUGGUGUCUCUGUUGAAGAAGAACUGGCAGAAUGUUCGAGCCCUCUAUAUCAAGAGCACCAUGGGAAAGCCUCAGCGUCUUUAUUAGACUGUCUUUUUGCUUUUCUACAAUAAAUAUGGAGUAAUCCAGAG